CAGAGAAUUGAUAGGACUGGACCCUGAAUCUGGGACCAUACAGAUACUCCUUGGGAUCCCAACAGAAGAAAUCUUAAAAUUGGGACUCUGGUCCUUGCUCAUAAAAUUGCCUGUGUCACUAAUAAAACACAAGAACCAGGAUUAUUUCAAGUGUCUCGGGCAUCAGGCCAGGUGACCAAUCAACUCCUACCUGUAGGGUCAUUGUUGGAGGCAAAAAUGUUGCUAUGACUACUGAAACCUUGGUUACUGAACCAAACAGAAAGAACCUGCUCAGUCUCCCAAGAGCACAUCAGACAGUCUAUAAACAUGUCUACGGAAGACCUGCCUGAGACAGAAAAGAGUUUUCACAGGAACCUGAUACUUAAGAAGAUGUUGGACAGGGGCUCAUCAAGAAGAAAAACAGGCCAGAACCGGUUUGGCUCAGUGGAUAGAGCGUCGGUCUGCGGACUGAAGGGUCCCAGGUGGCGAAACGCACACACUCUCUGUCUGUGGCAGACGACGCUGAGCCAGAGGAGAAACCCUUAUGCUAUUCUGAGGCUUCAGGAGUCCAUGGUACAGGAGUUGGCACUGGCCAACAAGCAACUAUUGAUGGUCCGUCAAGCCGCCCUGCACCAGCUGUUUGAAAAGGAGCAUAAGCAGUACCAGCGGGAACUAAGUCAGAUGGGCAAAGCUUUUUACGUGGAAAGAUUCUGAUGACAUCCGAAACACUGUCCUUCCAUUUUCAUCACGCCCACUAACCUAAUCUUCUCAAGCUCCUACCACCUUGAACUUCCUUCCCAAAACACAUCUGGAUCUAGUUAUCUGUCCACAACUUAAGGUGGUGCUCCUACUCGUGCCUCUCAACCGCCUGGUGCUAUUUGGGAAACCAUCUGUGAAAAACUGAAGAAAAAAAAAUACACCAAGGGUGACACCUUGUGGUCAGAAUGAGAGAUGUAAUGUUGAUAGAAGGCUGUGGGGGAAGAUGGAGAGAUGGACAAUGUGAGAGAAUCCUGAUUUGGUUUAAUAAAUAAAGCUAGUUCUUAAAGCUUCAAA
Eptesicus fuscus (big brown bat) is the source of this 1032-nucleotide messenger RNA. It is a transcript of the gene CFAP141, whose product is annotated as cilia and flagella associated protein 141. Bases 307 to 693 code for a protein of 128 amino acids. The transcript is spliced from 5 exons. The record is from RefSeq and is a predicted model, not a curated record. NCBI's taxonomy places the organism in Eukaryota, Metazoa, Chordata, Mammalia, Chiroptera, Vespertilionidae.